AUGGUUACUAUUGUUCUGGGCGCGCAGUUUGGGGAUGAAGAUGCCGGCCACACUAUUGUCCACGAUGAUAUAACCUAUGAUUUCCACAUCCUGCCCUCAGGCCUCAUCUCACCCGACUGUAUCAACUUGGUUGGCACCGGAACCGUCGUGCAUGUACCGAGUUUCUUCAAGGAGUUGGAUGCGCUAAAAGCCAAGGGUCUGAAGGAAGCUGAUAAGAGGAUAUUCAUCAGUGAUCGGGCGCAAGUCUGCUUUGAUCUCCACUCCGUUGUCGACGGGCUGGAAGAAGCGAUUUUGGCGGGAAAAAAAGUUGGCACGACAGGGAAGGGAAUUGGACCUUGCUAUAGCGAUAAAGCAUCUAGGAGAGGUGUGAGGAUUGGAGAGGUGUUGGAGGAGGGUGUUGUGGAGAGCAAACUUCGGGCCCUUGAAGCGGGGUAUCGAAGACAGUUUGGAGAGUUGAAGUAUGACCUCGAAGAUGAGGUUAAGAGGUUUAAUGAAUACCGCACCAAACUCCAGCCCUACGUCGUCGACCAAAUGGCCUUCAUGCACAAACAUCGCUCUUCCCCUUCAGUUCUCGUUGAGGGCGCCAACGCUCUCCUGCUCGACAUCGACCACGGAACUUACCCCUACGUAACCUCCUCCUGCACUGGCCUGGGGGGAGCAAUCCAAGGCCUAACCCUCAACCCAACCUCGAUAAAAUCCAUAGUCGGCGUGGUAAAAGCAUAUAGCACGCGCGUAGGCUCCGGCCCCUUCCCCACUGAACAAAACAACGCCGUGGGCGAAAAGUUGCAAAAAGCCGGUCGCGAAUUCGGCGUCACAACCGGCCGACGACGUCGCUGCGGCUGGCUUGACAUGGUCAUGUGUCGCUACAGCAAUGCCAUCAACCAUUACACCGUCAUCAACCUGACAAAGUUGGAUAUUCUUGACGACUUCGAUGAGAUUAAAGUUGCGGUGGCGUACAAGCUGGAUGGGAAGCUCCUAGAAUCGUUCCCCGCACAGGCUGAUGUGUUGGAUAAGGUUGAGGUGGAGUAUGUCACUUUCCCCGGCUGGAAGUCGAACACCAUGGGUGCUACCAAGUGGGAACAUCUUCCGACAAAUGCGCAGCGCUAUGUCGAGUUCAUUGAGAGGGAGAUGGGUGGUGUGCCGAUUAGGUGGAUUGGGACUGGGCCGGCGAGAAACCAUAUGAUUGAGCGCAUAUGA
This is a messenger RNA of Paracoccidioides lutzii Pb01, 1197 nucleotides long. Its product is annotated as adenylosuccinate synthetase. The record is from RefSeq and is a predicted model, not a curated record. Gene Ontology annotation, biological process: 'de novo' AMP biosynthetic process; IMP metabolic process. The transcript has 3 exons. Gene Ontology annotation, molecular function: nucleotide binding; adenylosuccinate synthase activity. Gene Ontology annotation, cellular component: cytoplasm. Bases 1 to 1197 code for a protein of 398 amino acids.